CCACUUUGGUGCCACCGAAGAAGCCUUUGAACCAUGUGGACUUUUCUCGGCAUUGCCACCUUCACCUAUUUUUAUAAGAAAUGCGGGGACUUUGUCACUUUGGCCAACAAGGAGCUCCUCUUGUGCGUGCUGGUGUUCCUGUCGCUGGGCCUGGUGCUCUCCUACCGCUGCCGCCACCGCAGCGGGGGCCUCGUUGGGCGCCGGCAGAGCAGCUCCCAGUUCGCGGUCUUCUCGAAUAUUCUCUCCGCUUUGCCUCUUAUUGGCUUCUUCUGGGCCAAGUCUCCUCCUGGCUCAGAGAAGAAAGAGCAGCUGGAGUCCAGGAGGCACAGAAAAGGAACCAGUAUUUCCGAAACAACCUUAAUAGGAGCAGCUACCUCUACAUCCACAUCUUGUCAAAAUGAUCCAGAAGUUAUUAUCGUGGGAUCUGGUAUACUUGGCUCUGCAUUGGCAGCAGUGCUUUCCAGAGAUGGAAGAAAGGUGACAGUAAUUGAGAGAGAUUUAAAAGAGCCUGACAGAAUAGUUGGAGAAUUUCUGCAGCCAGGUGGUUAUCAUGUUCUCAAAGACCUUGGUCUUGGAGAUACAGUGGAGGGUCUUGAUGCACAGGUUGUACAUGGCUACAUAGUUCAUGAUCAGGAAAGCAAAUCGGAGGUUCAGAUUCCUUACCCUCUGUCAGAAAAUAGUCAAGUGCAGAGUGGAAGAGCUUUCCAUCAUGGAAGAUUUAUCAUGAGUCUCCGGAAAGCAGCUAUGGCAGAGCCCAACACAAAAUUUAUUGAAGGCAUUGUGCUACAGUUAUUAGAGGAAGAUGACGUUGUGAUGGGUGUUCAGUACAAGGAUAAAGAGACUGGAGAUAUCAAGGAACUCCAUGCUCCAUUGACAGUUGUUGCAGAUGGGCUUUUCUCCAAGUUCAGGAAAAACUUGGUCUCCAAUAAAGUUUCUGUUUCAUCUCAUUUUGUUGGCUUUCUUAUGAAGAAUGCACCACAGUUUAAAGCAAAUCACGCAGAACUUAUUUUAGUUAAUCCGAGUCCAGUUCUCAUCUACCAGAUUUCAUCUACAGAAACUAGAGUGCUUGUUGACAUUAGAGGAGAAAUGCCAAGGAACUUAAGAGAAUACAUGACUGAAAAAGUUUACCCACAAAUACCUGACCACCUGAAAGAAUCAUUCCUGGAAGCCAUUCAGAAUUCUCGUUUGAGGUCUAUGCCAGCAAGCUUCCUUCCUCCUUCACCAGUAAACAAACGAGGUGUGCUUAUUUUGGGAGAUGCAUAUAACAUGAGGCAUCCUCUUACGGGCGGAGGAAUGACUGUUGCUUUUAAAGAUAUAAAAAUAUGGAGAAAACUGCUCAAGGGUAUCCCUGACCUUUAUGAUGAUGCAGCUGUCUUCCAGGCCAAAAAGUCAUUUUAUUGGACAAGAAAAAGGUCUCAUUCCUUUGUUGUGAAUGUCCUUGCUCAGGCACUUUAUGAAUUAUUUUCUGCCACAGAUGAUUCCCUUCAUCAGCUAAGAAAAGCCUGUUUUCUUUACUUCAAACUUGGUGGAGAAUGUGUUGCCGGUCCUGUUGGGCUGCUUUCUGUAUUGUCUCCUAACCCUCUAGUUUUAAUUGGACACUUCUUUGCUGUUGCAUUGUAUGCCACAUAUUGUUGCUUUAAAUCAGAACCUUGGAUUACAAAACCUCGAGCCUUUCUCAGUAGUGGUGCUGUACUGUACAAAGCGUGUGCUGUAAUAUUUCCUCUGAUUUACUCAGAAAUGAAGUUUGUGGCUUAUUAAGCUGAAAAGGGAACCAUCUGGAACUCAACAAGUCCUAAGAGACUUCUGGAAGCGGAUGUACAGAGCAUGGUACUCUACUACUUCUCAAGUGGAAACUCUUGGACCAAGUUUGAGAUCAGUUUGUUUUUUUGAAGUUUUUUGUAUAUAAGCAUGUACAUAUGCCUAAAUUUGCAAUUUUAAAUGAAGGGUCAAAUAAGUUAGAUAUUUAAAAGAAAUGAUUGUUACCAUAAAUUAGUGCUAACAGAAGAACUGCAGUUUUUCUUUGGAUUUCAGUAUUUGGGAUGCGUCGUUGGUACAUACAAAUAAAAGAGUGACCUCUCGUGA
This is a messenger RNA of Oryctolagus cuniculus (rabbit), 2082 nucleotides long. It is a transcript of the gene SQLE, whose product is annotated as squalene epoxidase. The record is from RefSeq and is a predicted model, not a curated record. Gene Ontology annotation, molecular function: flavin adenine dinucleotide binding; squalene monooxygenase activity. Gene Ontology annotation, cellular component: membrane; endoplasmic reticulum. Gene Ontology annotation, biological process: sterol biosynthetic process; cholesterol metabolic process. NCBI's taxonomy places the organism in Eukaryota, Metazoa, Chordata, Mammalia, Lagomorpha, Leporidae.